Messenger RNA from Camellia sinensis, 1942 nucleotides. Lineage: Eukaryota; Viridiplantae; Streptophyta; Magnoliopsida; Ericales; Theaceae. The record is from RefSeq and is a predicted model, not a curated record.
AUGGUGUAUAUUGUUAAAGUGAAAGUUAUGUACGGUAGUUAUGGUCAUCUCUGUUCGGCUGAACUUGCAUCUGUUGAUGCACGAGUUCUCCCACCUCCAAGGCUCAAGUAUCAUGAUACUGGGAAAGAGACACAGGUUGAUCCAAGGGUUGGUGUAUGGAACAUGAUUGACAAGAUUGAUGUGGUUCUUUUUUUUCCCGUGGGUUGGAUGCAUCAAGAAAAAAUGACAAUACAUUGUACAAAUCUUGUCUGUAUGAAAAUGGUUAAUGGUGGCAAGGUGGAAUUCUGGACAUGCAUCAGCUUUUCACGAUCUAGAAUUAAUUUGGACGAGUUCUGCCGUGAAUUGAUUUCUAUGUGUCGUAGUAAAGGGAUGGAUUUCAAUGAGCCUUUCCUUCCUAUUAAAUCAGCAUAUCCUGGUCAAAUUGAGAAGGAUCUCCAUGAUAUUCAUGCCCGUUCUACUGAAAAAUUAGCAAACAUGGGAUUGACAGGGAAGCAACUUCAGUUGUUAAUUAUUGUUUUGCCUGAUGUCAGCGGGUCAUAUGGAAAGAUCAAAAGAGUGUGUGAAACAGAGUUGGGCAUUGUCUCACAAUGCUGUCAACCUAGGCAAGCACAAAAGAAUAAUAAUAAACAGUAUCUAGAAAAUUUGUCUCUCAAGAUAAAUGUGAAGGUUGGGGGUCGAAACACUGUGUUGAUGAGCGCUAUUGAAAGAAGAAUCCCGUUUGUGACUGAUCGCCCUACAAUCAUCUUUGGAGCUGAUGUAACUCAUUCUCAACCUGAGGAUGACGCAAGCCCAUCCAUUGCUGCGGUGGUUGCUUCAAUGGAUUGGCCUGAGGUAACGAAGUACAGAGGACUGGUUUCUGCACAAGGACACAAGGAAGAAAUCAUCCAGGAUCUCAAUAAAACAUAUCAGGAUCCUCAAAGGGGCACCGUUCAUUGUGGAAUGAUUAGGGAGCUGUUAAUAGCUUUCAAGACAUCAACUGGGCAGAAGCCUCAUAGAAUUAUAUUCUACAGAGAUGGUGUUAGCGAAGGUCAAUUCAACCAAGUUUUGCUCCACGAAAUGGAUGCAAUCCGAAAGGCUUGUGUUUCGUUAGAGGAACACUAUCUGCCACGUGUAACCUUUGUUGUGGUGCAAAAGAGACACCACACACGCCUUUUCCCUGCAGAUCAUAAUGAUCGUCGUUCAACAGAUAGGAGUGGCAACAUUCUGCCAGGUACGGUUGUGGACACCCACAUUUGCCACCCUAAUGAAUUUGACUUUUACCUAUGUAGCCAUGCCGGAAUUCAGGGCACAAGCCGUCCUACACACUAUCUUGCUAUCUUCAAAGCAUCAUUUAAUUCAGGCUUCAUUGCAAUGUAUGCUACACUUGCCAGCCAAGAUGUGGACUGUUGUUUGAUUCUAGAAUCACCCUUCUUUCUGGAAGUGGUAGUGGAUGUAAUAGAUAUUGGUGAACAUGUUCUAAAACUCGUUAAUUUUCUUGUUUGGAAAUGUUGGAAAAGGCAAUAGCAACUCCUCCAACUGUUUCACCAAUAUGGUGUUCCCCAUUACUUGAGGCUUUCAGAACAAAGGAGAAAGAAACUCCAAGUAAAGGAGGCUGAAUUGAGGAGGAGGGAGCAGGAUGUUUACAUGUACUUCCGUGGCAGUGGCAAAGCAGCAGAGAUAAAGCGUGAGGCUGCAAAACGGACAAUGAUGGCUGCGCUGCCAUGAUUCAGAAAGAUUCUUUGGUUUGAUAAUGCUGAGAGAAAUCGAAACAUUCACUAUUUUUUUGCACUUGUGCCUAGUCUAGUAUUUAUAAGCCUUCAUAUAAUCUUCUUAAAAUAUGUAUGUAAAAGACAGAUUCUGACAAACAAGUUUAAGUUAGGACAUGUUGUGGUACAUAUGUCCUUUUUGGAAAUUAAUUUGGUUAGUCCUGUAUUAUGUAUGAAAUGAAAUUAUUAACGUUGGA